AUGCCGGUGUUCUUGACCAAGAAGGAGAGGAAGAAGCUGAGAAGACAGAGCAGAAGAGAGGCGUGGAAAGAAGAACAAGAGAAGGUGCGACUCGGCUUAGAAGCGCCGCCCGAGCCUAAAUUGAGGAUAUCGAAUCUGAUGCGAGCCCUAGGCACAGAGGCAGUGCAAGACCCGACAGCGAUCGAGGCGAAAGUUCGAGAGCAGAUCGCGAAGCGACAAAAGACCCACCAGGAAGCGAACAAAGCGAGGGCGUUGACUAAGGAGCAAAAACGGGAGAAGGUCGAUAGAAAAAUUCGCGAAGACACUACGAUGGGAGUGCACGUGGCCGUGUACAGGAUCAAGGAUCUGUUCGAGUGUGCGUCCGCCAAGUUCAAGGUGGAGGUGAACGCUCAGCAGCUGCACAUGACCGGGUGCGUCGUGCUGCAUCGGGGCUGCUGCGUUGUCGUCGUGGAGGGGGGGCCGAAGCAGCACGCCAAGUAUAAAAGAUUGAUGCUGCACCGUAUCAAGUGGGAGGAGGAGACGAUCAAGGAUUCCGACGGCACCGAAGCUCCUAACAGCUGUCAGUUGGUGUGGGAGGGGACGACCGCGGGGCGCUCUUUCGGCGACAUCAAGUUCAAGGUUAUGCCAACGGAGAAGCAAGCGAGAGAAUUGUUCCAGAAGCACAAAGUCGAACAUUAUUGGGACCUGGCGUAUAGUGGCGCAGUACUGGGAUCUGUGGACGAGCCAUAG
Leptosia nina is the source of this 729-nucleotide messenger RNA. The record is from the annotation of a GenBank genome assembly. NCBI's taxonomy places the organism in Eukaryota, Metazoa, Arthropoda, Insecta, Lepidoptera, Pieridae.